Molecule: messenger RNA, 2781 nt
Organism: Triticum dicoccoides
Lineage: Eukaryota; Viridiplantae; Streptophyta; Magnoliopsida; Poales; Poaceae
Product: cation/H(+) antiporter 15-like
Exons: 1
Coding region: 41-2665 (874 amino acids)
Biological process (GO): regulation of pH; proton transmembrane transport
Cellular component (GO): endomembrane system; membrane
Molecular function (GO): antiporter activity
Source: RefSeq, a predicted model, not a curated record
UCCAUCCAACGACGACAAAUUAAACGAUCGAUCAUCGAGGAUGGAGUCCGGCGUGGAGUGCGCGGACGUGGUCCACGGCGACUACUUCAUGGGCGGCAUGAUGGUGAUCAACGGCCUCAUGGCCGUCGUCCUCCUCCUCUCGGGCCUCUUCCACUCCUUCCUCCGCCGCCUCGGCCAGCCCAGCAUCAUCUCCCACAUCCUCGCCGGCGUCGUGGUCGGCCCCACCUUCCUCGGCCGCGCCGUCGACCUGCGCCGCCUGGGCAUGCAGAACGCCGGCAGCGCGCUGGGCGACACCAUCUACUACCUCCGCAUCAUCUUCAUGUUCUUCCUCGGCCUCGAGAUGGACCUGCGCUACCUCCGCCACAACCUGCGCCGCUCCCUCCUGCUCGCCUGCGGCGGCUCCGCCAUCAGCUUCCUCCUCGCCGUGGCCGCGGGGCCCUUCUUCUACGGCAUGCUCCACCCAAGCUCCGCAGCCACCUUCCAUCCCCAGAAGCUCUACGCCUCCACCGCGCUCUUCAUCCUGGUGCUCACCAGCACCGCCUCGCCGGUGCUCAUCCGCAUCGUCACCGAGCUCAAGCUGACCACCUCCGAGACCGGCCAGCUCGCCAUCGGCGCAGCCUUCGCCACCGACAUCGCCAGCCUCACCGCCAUCAGCAUGAUGGUGGUGAACCCCACCAUCUUCGGCCACGACGGCAAGCCCCUCCCGUCGCGCUCCUCCUCCACCUCUUGCUCCACGCAGUUGAUCCUCUUCCUGUGGAUGGCGCUGGUGGUGUGCGUGGCCGUGGGCGUGGCCGUGAGGGCGGCCAGGCUGAUGAACCGGAUGAGGCGGGGCCGGCAGUACGUGAGCAAGUACGAGCUGUUGGGCAUGCUGCUGCUCAUCGUGGGCCUCUCCCUGGCGGUGCAGUUCAUGGGGUACAGCGCCUCCAUGGCCGCCUUCCUCAUCGGCCUGGCGGUGCCGCGCGAGGGGCCCUUGGCGCGCACGCUCGUCGACCGCCUCACCUACCCGGUGCACCAGAUGGUGAUGCCGCUCUGCUUCGGCGCCAUCGGCGCCAGGCUCGACUUCGCCGAGAUCGGGCGCUUCACGGCCACCCAGUUCGCCUUCGCCGUGGCCUUCACCACCGCGGUGAGCUCCGCCGGGAAGGUGGGCGGCACGGUGCUGGUGGGGCGGUGGCUGGGCAUGUCGGCGCGGGAGGCGCUGGUGCUGGGCUUCCUGCUCAACGUCAAGGGCUACUCGGACAUCCUGGCCAUCAACUUGGCGGACAAGAGCAACGUGUGGGGCGACACGGCGCAGGUGGUGCUGGUGGUGGCCUCCAUCCUCAACACCUUCAUGGCCGGGCCGGCGUCGGCGGCCAUCGUCCGGCAGCAGCGGCGCGCCUUCAAGUACCGCUCGCACUGCCUCCAGGAGCUGCGGGUGGAGCAGGAGCUGCGGGUGCUGGUGUGCGUGCACGGCGCCGGCGGCGUGCAGGCCAUGCUGACGCUGGCGGAGCUGUCCAAGGGCAGCAGCGCGCCGGUGGCCGUCUACCUGCUGCACCUGGUGGAGCUGCAGACGGCGCGCAAGUACGCAAUCACGCACCUGUACAACCAGUCCUUGUCCAAGGAGGAGGAGGAGGAGGAGGAGGAGGAGGACGCCCGGUGGGGCUACUCGUGGGAGAUGGAGCAGGUGACGGCGGCGGUGCACGGCUUCACCACCUACGACUACGACGCCGCCGUGCCGGUGCCGGUGCGCCAGAUGACGGCCAUCUCCAGCCUGGCGUCCAUGGACGCGGACGUGCGCAACGGCGUGGAGGACGCGCGGGCGUCGCUGGUGAUCGUGCCCUUCCACAAGGAGCAGCGCUACGACGGGCGCAUGGUUUCGCGGCGGGGCGGCGACGGGCGGCGGCAGCUGAACCAGCGCAUCCUGCAGCGCGCGCGGUGCACCGUGGGGAUCCUCGUGGAGCGGCGCCUCCCCGGCAUACCUCCUAGCAUCAGCGCGGCGCCGACGCCGAUGCCAGAGCGCGACGACGACCUUGAGGCGUUGCAGCAGGGAGAGGAAGAAGCGAUGCAGCAGGUGGUGGCGGUGUUCCUGAGCGGGGCAGACGACCGGGAGGCGGUGGCGUACGCGACGCGGCUGUCGGCGCACCCGUGGGUGAGCGUGUCGGUGUCCCGGUUCAUGCUGCCGGAGGAGUCGCGGAGGAGGAUGGGCAUGUCCAUGUCGGAGGAGGAGGCGGAGGACGAGGAGUUCAUGGCGGAGGUGCGCGCGCGGUUCGUGUCGCCGGGGCAGGUGACGUACACGGAGCGGUACGUGAGCAACGGGGUGGAGACGCUGGAGUCGCUAAGCUCGAUGGUGGGGGAGUGCUCGCUGUUCGUGGUGGGGAGGGGCGGAGGCGAGGGCGGAGGCGGGGCGGCUCGGAACACGAUGACCAGGGGCAUGGCGGGGCUGGAGGUGGAGGAGGAGGAGUGCCCGGAGCUGGGCGCGGUGGGGGAGGUGCUGGCGUCGGACGACUUCUUGGGGUGCUGCAGCUGCGCGUCGGUGCUGGUGCUGCAGCAGCACAAGCUGCACCGGAGGAUGAGGACAUGGAAGAAGCAGAAGCACAAGCAGCACUCUCAGUCCCAGUCCUUGCCCUUCUUCCCCGACGCCGCCGCCGACGACGACGACAUCUUCGAUUGCGAUUGGAAUUAUGACUAGACUACUCCAGUAGACUAGCUAGACAUGCAUUAUUGCAUAGAGUAGCGAUCGAGCUAGCUAGAAAAAUACGGGACUAGCUACUGUACUAGUACACGUAGAAGAAUUAGAAGAUAGAC